Elephantulus edwardii (Cape elephant shrew) is the source of this 720-nucleotide messenger RNA. It is a transcript of the gene ADTRP, whose product is annotated as androgen-dependent TFPI-regulating protein. Gene Ontology annotation, cellular component: membrane; endomembrane system. The record is from RefSeq and is a predicted model, not a curated record. Lineage: Eukaryota; Metazoa; Chordata; Mammalia; Macroscelidea; Macroscelididae. The transcript is spliced from 6 exons. Bases 1 to 720 code for a protein of 239 amino acids.
AUGGCAAAAACUUCUACCUGCAUAUACCACUUCCUCGUCACAAGCUGGUAUAUUUUCCUCUGCAACUACAUUCUCCAAUGCCAAAAUGAUCCACCAAAGGCCAAAAUAUUUGAAAACGGAGGCCUGUCAAAGUACCUGACAUUCCUGAAUCUGUUCUUACAGGCCAUUUUCUUUGGGAUCGCUAGCCUGGAUGAUGUGCUGAAAAGAAUUACAAGGAAAAAAGACAUUCCGUUCCUAACUGCCUUCAGAGACCUGCUUUUCAUCACAUUGGCUUUUCCUCUGUCCACAUUGGUCUUCGGGUUUUUCUGGACAAUCUAUCUGUAUGACCGAGAACUCAUUUACCCAAAGGCUGUAGAUGACAUCUUUCCAGAAUGGUUGAAUCAUGCAAUGCACACUUCCAUAUUGCCCCUGGUGCUAGCCGAGUUCUUCAUCAGACCACACUACUCCCCACUAAAGAAGAAAGGAGUCUCCAUUAUAUUGGGUGUUGGUGUUGCUUAUUCUGCCAGGAUCCUAUGGAUCUACCAUGAGACUGGCACAUGGGUGUAUCCUGUGUUUGCCCAACUCAGCCCAUUGGGAAUAGCGGUUUUCUUCUCACUCAGCUAUAUGUGUGGCUGCAUCGUCGCCCUACUUGGAGAGAAGUUCAACCACCUGAUAUGGGGCUUUGUGUUUCUACUAGACCCCCAGUUUCCUAAAGGUGAGGACUAUCUUAGCCAUCUUUAG